This is a messenger RNA of Peromyscus eremicus (cactus mouse), 1281 nucleotides long. RefSeq names its product geminin coiled-coil domain containing (gene Gmnc). Gene Ontology annotation, cellular component: nucleus. Bases 1 to 1281 code for a protein of 426 amino acids. Gene Ontology annotation, biological process: negative regulation of cell cycle; negative regulation of DNA replication. The record is from RefSeq and is a predicted model, not a curated record. The transcript has 6 exons. NCBI's taxonomy places the organism in Eukaryota, Metazoa, Chordata, Mammalia, Rodentia, Cricetidae.
AUGCCGCUGGGGGCUGGCUGGCCGCCCUGCCCAGCCCCGCCCUGCCGGCUGCUGGGCGCGUGGCACAGAGGGAGUGGGGCAGCUGAGUCCCCAUCACCAGCCGCCACCGCGCCAGAGAGCAAGCAACACCCGCCAGGAGCCCCGCGCAGGCACGUCACUGGCAGCUCCAGCGGAUUAGAACUCGCUUCCUUGCUCCUCUCUGCAGUCCCAUUUCAAGCUAACUCUGGCUUUAAGAAAAAGCUGAGUGGGCCCAGUUUCUGCAGCGCUUUCUUCUGCAAGAUGAACACCAUUCUGCCUUGCCAAGAUCAGUAUUUUGUAGGAGGCCAGAGUUAUAAUUGCCCGUAUUCCACUACAACGUCAGAAUCUAGUGUUGAUGUUUCCAAGGAGACUUGGGUCUCUUUCUGGGCUGCUGGUCUCCUGGACAACGCUGAGACCCAACAAGCACCACAGACACAGGAAGCAUCCUGUGACUUAAAUGUCCCUGUUCUGGACUCAUGUUCAUGGGAAGAGGCUCAGCUCUCCUCCCAGCUCUACAGAAAUAAGCAGCUCCAGGACACUCUAGUACAGAAGGAGGAAGAACUUGCUAGGCUACAUGAAGAGAAUAAUCACCUCAGACAAUACCUGAAUUCUACUUUGGUUAAAUGUCUGGAAGGAAAGGCCAAGAAAUUGCUGUCAUCAGAUGAGUUUUCCAAAGUGUGUGGAAAACUCAGAAAAGAGAAGAGGAAACCCAAAGAACACAGACAUCCACCUGCUGAGAUACCCCAGUCCAAAACUGCCAAGAGAAACCUCUCCACAGAGUUUUCUAGCUGUGAAGAACAACCUGGGCCCUGUGUGGACCCCUGGGUUCUUCAAACCCUUGGGUUGAAAGACCUAAACACCAUUGAUGACACCCUACCAGCUAACUACAGUGCCUUUGCCUCUCAUCCCAGAACAGUGCCCAGUACAUCCUCCCAAUUUCUACAUGAUGCAGUUGGCUAUGCAACUGUUCCUAGAGAUCUACACCUUGACUAUGGAGGGGACAGAACACAUGCCUCCCACGUCACUGCCAUCCACCAGGAAGACUGCCACUGUUUUCCUACGCUUUCCAACCCUCCAGGAGGGGUGCAAACUCUUCCUUACCAUAGUGUAGAUGUGUCACCCAACAAGACAGAGGUGGCCUUCUCCACAUCUCUGAGCCCUCACUGCAAUGUGAAAACUCACUCUUUCCAUCAGGGACAAGCCUUUGUGCGUCGAGAUGAGGAGGGUGGCUGGAAGUUUACCUGGGUCCCUAAGCAGCCUUAG